GCUUCCCACUCCUCGCUGCGCUGUUUGGAUUCCACUUCGCCUCCUCCCUCGACGCCCACGCGGCCACGCCUCCAGCUCCAGGGCUCCAUCACCUCUCCCAAGUCCCAACCUCCCCAUGGCGGCGCUGGGCGCCGCGACCACCCCUGCAGCAGCCCCCGCGGCGCCGCGCGGCAACAACCGGCACCCGCGGCACCGCGUCGCGGCGCCGGCGCGCCGUAGCCGGGGCGGCGCCCCGGCGAGGAGGCUCGAACUGCACGCGAGCGUCUCACCCGCCGUCACGGCCGACGCGCCCGACGAGGCGGCCGCGGAACCUCUGGUCGAACCGGCGCCGGAGACGAAGCUGAGCAAGCUGGCGUGUCCAAUCUGCUACUACCCCUUCGUGAGCGCGAGCGAUCCGUCAGGAGAUGCUUCGAGCCUCGAGUGUUCUACCUGCAAAAAAGUCUACCCCAAUAAGCAGGAUUACUGGGACCUUACAGUGGCAGUUGGUUCGACCGAGUACUCGGAGUCCAAACCGGCAGCAACGGAAAUAUUCAGGACUCCACUGGUAUCAUUUCUUUAUGAGAGAGGAUGGCGCCAAAAUUUCAUAUGGGGUGGUUUUCCGGGCCUAGAAAGAGAGUUUGAAAUGGCAAAAACUUAUUUGAACCCAACAAUUGGAGGGACUAUUGUUGAUGCAAGUUGUGGAAGUGGCCUGUUUUCAAGAUUAUUUGUUAAGAGCGGACUAUAUUCACUUGUUGUGGCACUAGAUUUCUCGGAGAAUAUGUUGAAGCAGUGCAAUGAAUAUGUCAAGCAGGAAAAUAUUUCAGAUGAGAGAUUAGCAUUGGUGAGGGCUGACAUAUCCAGGCUCCCUUUUGUGAAUGGCUCAAUUGAUGCUGUGCAUGCAGGUGCUGCAAUUCAUUGUUGGCCAUCCCCAGCUUGUGCUGUUGCAGAAAUUAGUAGAGUCCUUCGCUCAGGGGGAAUUUUUGUUGCUUCUACAUUCGUAGCAGAUGUUAUUCCGCCAGCUAUUCCGAUAUUGAGGAUCGCACGCCCGUACAUUAGCCAAAUUGGUGGCAAUAAUACCUUCUUAUCCGAAGUGGAGCUUGAAGAUCUGUGCAAAGCAUGUGGGCUGGUUGAUUUCAAAUUUGUCAGAAGUGGAUUUUAUAUAAUGUUCUCUGCUACUAAAGCAAGCUAAUUGAAGAGCUGCAAUCAUCCAGAAGUUUAUAACGAGACUCAGUUUAUACUUCAAAAAUGUCUUAUAAUUGUGAUUGGUGGACUAUACUGAUAGUUAUCAUCGAUGUGGUCAUGAUAAAUAUUGCAAUUUGUUGCUACAGGUUUCUUUCUGCUCAUGGGAUCCUUUGCUCUUAGGGCUGCUAGUUUUGCUCAAGGGGCGUGUCAUGUGAAUUGUGAAUACACAUGUUUUACUUGAGUGACCUCAUUAUGGAAUAGAAUAUAUCAAUUCUUUGUAUAUAGCCGGAGACAUCUUGCAAUUAUGUAAUCCAUCAACUUCUCUACUGUUCAUAUAUGUGGUUACC
Molecule: messenger RNA, 1508 nt
Organism: Setaria italica (foxtail millet)
Lineage: Eukaryota; Viridiplantae; Streptophyta; Magnoliopsida; Poales; Poaceae
Exons: 8
Coding region: 116-1168 (350 amino acids)
Molecular function (GO): S-adenosylmethionine-dependent methyltransferase activity
Source: RefSeq, a predicted model, not a curated record